CUCUGGAGGCUCGGUAUAUUGUCCUCUACGUCUUGCCUCUUUCCCAGCCUCUCUGUUCACCUCCAAAUAUCAUGACAUCCAACGCACAAGAUAUGAGAGAUGACCCAAUCGCCCCUGUUGGUAUAGCCGAUAUCGAACUUGCACCUGCUACUGUGCAUGCAAGUGCAAAACGGGACGACCCUUUUCUCGUCGUGUUCGAAGAGCCACAUGAUGCAUCAAAUCCCAAAGACUGGCCAAAUGGUCGCAAAUGGGCCGUCACGGACGUUUUAUCCGCGACCGGCUUCAACAGGAUCAUGGUCUCAACAAUAAUGGCACCAGCGCUGUCUACUAUUGCCACUGAACUCAAUAUGAACUCGAUUGAGUCGGUCAUGAGCUUGUCCAUCUACAUACUUGCAACUGCUCUUGGUCCUCUGUUUAUCGGCCCGUUAUCCGAGAUAUACGGGCGCCAGGUUAUAUUGCACGCUUCAAACAUAUGGUUCCUCGUCUGGAACAUUGCUUGUGGUUUCGCCAAGACCAAAGAAACUCUCAUUGCUGCGCGCUUUCUAGCAGGGUUCGGUGCUAGUGCCAUAUAUGCCCUCGCUGGCGGCGUGCUUGGCGAUAUAUGGCGACCCGAGCAACGCGGUCGUUCGCUGGGCAUCUAUCUCUUGAUCCCGCUCCUAGGAGCUGCUGUUGGGCCCAUCAUCGGCGGUUUCAUGGCAGCACGAACCACUUGGAGAUGGAUGUUCUGGGCAACAUCCAUCUUCCAGGCCGUCAUGAUUGCUGUUUCCAUUACCACAUUCAAGGAGACAUAUGCGCCUCUGAUAUUGAAGCAGCGAGCAGUGCGGCUGCGACAAGAAACGGGAAAUCAGCAAUAUCACACGUCAUUCGAACGAUUAGAGGAGAGGAAAUCUACCUUCUCGAUAUUGUGUCGCGCUCUGACCCGACCACUUCGAUUGUUGGCUUUCCAUCCAAUCAUCCAAAUCACCGCGCUCAUUUCAGCAUUCUACUACGGAGUCUUGUAUAUUGUAUUGUCCAGCUUUGCGACGUUGUGGACUGACAAGUACCAUCAGUCAGUUGAGCUCAGUGGUCUACACUAUAUUGCGAUCGCCCUAGGUGAGGUAGCAGGCUGUCAGGUGGGCGGCCCUCUUAUGGAUUUCAUGUAUCGUCAUAUGCUGGCACGUUUUGGCACUAACGAACAUGCUCCCGAAUAUCGCAUCCCCCUCAUCUUCCCAGUCGCCUUCCUGGGUCCUCUUGGACUCUUUAUUUAUGGGUGGACGGCAGAGUAUCGUGUACAUUGGAUGGCAGUUGAUACAGGAGUGUUCAUCUAUAUGUUUGGCGGACAAAUAGCGGGUAUGCCACUACAGGCCUAUGUUAUCGAUGCCUAUCCGGAGCACGCAAGUAGUGCUCUAGCGGCGUCUCAGUUCUUGAGGUCCAUGACCGCGUUCCUGUUUCCGCUGUUUGCGCCUAGCAUGUACGAUGCUUUGGGGUAUGGAUGGGGAAACAGUACGAUUGCUUUCAUCGCGUUGGUAUUUGGCAUUCCAGCACCUUUGGCUCUGUGGUUCUGGGGCGCAAAGCUGAGGGCCAAAGCUACGACUAGCUACUAAUCAUAAUUGGGUGGAGGAUAUGGAGCAUCUACUAUUUGACGGACACUUCCCAUGAUGUCUCGGUAGCUUUCAUGGUUUUGAGUUGUGAGUACUGUUGGCACGGUUACCUUUCAAACCUGAACCACACCAUAUACUACGCCCCUUCAAAGUUUGGAGCGCAGAAUAUAUUAAAAAUACGAGGUUCACCCAGUACAUAUUUAUGUAAUUUCACCGGAGCAUACACGUUUAUCAG
This is a messenger RNA of Truncatella angustata, 1815 nucleotides long. Its product is annotated as putative efflux pump antibiotic resistance protein. Gene Ontology annotation, molecular function: transmembrane transporter activity. The transcript has 2 exons. NCBI's taxonomy places the organism in Eukaryota, Fungi, Ascomycota, Sordariomycetes, Amphisphaeriales, Sporocadaceae. Gene Ontology annotation, biological process: transmembrane transport. The record is from RefSeq and is a predicted model, not a curated record. The coding region runs from base 72 to 1583 and encodes 503 amino acids.